Molecule: messenger RNA, 3258 nt
Organism: Strongylocentrotus purpuratus (purple sea urchin)
Lineage: Eukaryota; Metazoa; Echinodermata; Echinoidea; Camarodonta; Strongylocentrotidae
Gene: mto1
Product: protein MTO1 homolog, mitochondrial
Exons: 17
Coding region: 391-2457 (688 amino acids)
Biological process (GO): tRNA methylation; tRNA wobble uridine modification
Cellular component (GO): cytosol
Molecular function (GO): flavin adenine dinucleotide binding
Source: RefSeq, a predicted model, not a curated record
CAUGCGUGUUUAAUUUAUCUAAUUGAGUCUGCUAUUUCCAAUUUUUACGCCAAAUUUUACGAAUAUCCCUUCGUUGGCAGUACGUUAUCACAGGAAGUCAAGUGACUAGCUCAUACGAAAAUUAAGCUUUCAUAUUCUGGUGUAAAUUUAGUCUAAUUGGUGUCGUGCAAUUAAGGCCAACGGCAAAGACAAACUAAAGUCAAGAAAGCACAGCAUUGUACUGUAGGCCUACUACUAGUGUCCGGACCCCGGCCUCGGCGGCCUAGCUGAGCUGCGGAGUGCGGGUACCCCGCAGGGCACGUGCAACACUGAGCUGAUAGCUGAUACACUACACUUCAACUCUGGUGAGUGAAUGACGGAUUUGCAGGUGAUUCAGGAAAGUACACCAAGAUGUUGGCACAUAGAUCUGCAUGGUUGGCCAGGAGAGCCAGACGCCCGCAUACCUUCUGUAGACCCGUGCAUUCCAGGAACAGAUUCGGAUCCACUUCGUCAGGGUCCAAACCUCUAGGUGACAAGGAGAGAUACGAUGUGAUAGUGGUCGGAGGGGGGCACGCUGGGUGUGAAGCAGCAGGUGUAUCGGCUCGUAUGGGCGCCCAGACCCUACUCCUGACACAUAAGAUUGAAACCAUAGGUGUAAUGUCGUGUAACCCAUCGUUUGGAGGCAUUGGUAAGGGUCAUCUGAUGAGAGAGAUUGACGCUCUUGAUGGGAUAUCUGCAAGACUCUGUGAUAAAGCUGGCAUCCAGUACAAAGUUUUGAACAGACGGAAAGGACCUGCAGUUUGGGGACUACGCGCCCAGAUCGACAGGGAUCAGUACCAGAGCUACAUGCAGGAUGAGAUACUUAACACACCAAACCUGACUGUCAGGGCUGCUCCCGUAGAAGACCUUAUCAUCCAAGGGGAGGAUGUGGCCGAGAUGGAUGGUUGCCAUGGUGACAAGCCAGUGUGCUCGGGGGUUGUGUUGGAGAAUGGUGAGACUAUUCGUAGCAGUGCAGUUGUCAUAACAACCGGAACAUUCCUAAGAGGAGAGAUCCACCUGGGUGUAGAGAGGAGACCUGCUGGUAGAAUAGGGGAUGAGCCUUCGGUUGGUCUGGCCAAGCGCAUUGAAGAUGCUGGGUUUACACUUGGAAGACUAAAAACGGGUACUCCUCCUCGUUUGGACGGAAGGACAAUAGACUACAGUGAGCUGACACCAAACCAUGGAGACAUGCCUCCAAUACCCUUCUCUUUUAUGACAGACAGGGUAGCAAUACAGCCUGAAGAUCAGGUGAUCUGUCACCUGACACAUUCAAAUCAUGAAGUACAUCGUAUAUGCAUUGAUAACCAGCAUCUCAAUGUCCAUGUUCAGGAGGAAGCCAAUGGACCCAGGUAUUGUCCCUCCAUUGAGUCUAAAUGCUUGAGGUUUGGUGACAGGCCACAUCAGAUCUGGCUAGAGCCUGAAGGUCUGAAUACAGAUAUCGUGUACAUGCAGGGAUUCUCUGUGACCCUUCCCCCAGACCUUCAAGAAAAGUGUGUUAACAGCAUCAAGGGUCUAGAGAACGCCACAAUGACCAAACCAGGUUAUGGUGUAGAGUACGACUACGUGGACCCAAGAGAGAUCAAACCAUCAUUAGAAACUCUGAAGAUACCGAGGCUGUUCUUUGCUGGUCAGAUAAACGGUACAACAGGGUAUGAAGAAGCAGCAGCACAGGGUAUCAUUGCCGGGAUCAACGCAGUGCUUAAAGCCAGGAGAAGACCUCCCUUCACCAUCAGCCGAACCGAGGGUUACAUCGGGGUCCUGAUCGAUGACCUUACGACCCGUGGCACCUCGGAACCCUACCGCAUGUUCACCAGUCGCACCGAGUUUCGUAUGACUCUGCGUCCUGAUAAUGCUGACCUCCGGCUCACACACAGAGGUUUUGCUGCUGGGUGUGUAUCGCAAGAAAGGUUUGAGCACACCAUGGAGACAAGAAAAGCUCUUGAAGAGAGCAAGAGCCUGCUCAGAUCAGUCAAGCUGCAUAGACAGGAGUGGAGAAGACAUCUUGAGAAUCAUGGCGUUCAAUCAGCGUUUGGAAACAGCAAGUCACCAGAAAAAAUGAGUGCAAUGGACAUAUUACAGUUUCCAGGACUGACAGUCCACCAUCUUGCCGCAGCCUUGCCCUCAGAAAGUCUUGCGAGGCUAGAGGACCAUAGACUUGCUGAACGAUUGAAAAUUGAGGGUAUCUAUGCCCCUCUCAUCCCACAACAAGAGGCGGCCAUCGCUGAAGUGCAGGCAGACGAGGAGCUGGAACUGCCCGAAGAUCUGGACUAUACCAGCUUGAAACUUUCUACCGAAGCCAUCUACAAGCUCACCCAAGCAAGGCCAACAACGAUUGGAGCUGCCAGUCGACUAGAGGGCGUAACCCCAGCUGCUGUUUUACGUCUUCUAUACCAUGUCAAGAGGCAACGUCAGAACAGGAUGACACACACCGCCUCAUGACAGUAAAAAUGAUAAUAAUAAUAAUAUUUAGCUUUUAUAUAGCGCUUAAUACAAUGUCUCUAAGCACUUUACAAAUAUAUUAUUACCCUGGUCAUUGGGAUUCGAACCCUCGACCUUCGCAUCUCCAGUCAAGCGCCUUAAACCACUCGACCUUGACACUCCCAGUAGCGCGGGUAGAUGUGCGGUGAAUAGAGAAUAGAGAAUUUACAGCAUUUUAUUUAUUGAUGAAAUCUAAAUAGAUGCCUUAUAUUUAUAUAACUUGUAUAUAUAAUUAUUUACACAUGUUAGCUUCACUUGUGAUCACAUAAUAAAUACCCUUUUCAUAAGUUUUAUAUAUGAAUAUGAGUGUUGUACAAAUUCUAUAUUUUGAACUCUCUUUUAACUAUGCAAUUUAUACAGUCAACCUGUUUUAUUUGUAAGAUGGGCAUAUUGACUUAGGAUUUCUUUUGUCUGGCAAUUAGGUUUGGUUUUCUUUAUUUGUAGUAGAGGAAAAAUGGGUAGUCUCAUUUUUUGUGUCCUAUGAAAUGGUCCAGCUACCAAAAUCGAUUCUUCCAAUGCCACUGCUCAGUGUUUUUUACAUCCAUUUUUUUUUUUUUUUUUUUUUUUUUUUGCUGGGCUGAAACUUCAUUUUAUAGAAGUUAUGGCCAGUGUCCAGAGAGCUACCACCGUGUAUUCUGUAUCCUUAUGCCAUGUAGCAGUUGUUCUGGUUAUUCCAGGAAAAGUAUGUGCGAUGAAAGCAUUUUUCAUCUUUUGAGAUGACAGAAAAAUUGUAACUUGGAUCCAAAGCAGUUGCUGCAUUAU